AUGGAAUUAAACCUAAAAAAAUUCACUAUGAUAAGAAAAAUCUAAUUACUAUACCUACACUUCAAACUAUAGGUUCAAAGGAUUUUGCUUACUUAGAAUCAAUUAUUUAAACAACAGAAUAUUUGA
Paramecium primaurelia is the source of this 126-nucleotide messenger RNA. Lineage: Eukaryota; Ciliophora; Oligohymenophorea; Peniculida; Parameciidae. The record is from the annotation of a GenBank genome assembly.